GUCAGUCUGCUUCAUCUGUUUAGCUACGCCACGAGAGAUUGCUGGAAAGUUGAAAACACUGAUCAUUCUAUACAUCAUGGACCUAUUCCAGUACAAACCACUAGACCUCACGGAAAAGUCCUUUCGGCUACUCAUGCUUCAUCCUGGAUCCACCGGCGAGAUAUCCUGUGAUAUCUUUGAAGCAAGUCUGGACUCCGAAGGCAUUAUCCCCUAUGAAGCCUUAUCGUAUGCCUGGGGCAGCAUUGAUCUCUCGGCCUCCAUCAUCGCCAACGGCAAGACCCUCCGCAUCACGAAUAACCUGUUCACUGCUUUGACUUACCUCCGAGACGACCAUGUCAGCAAGGUCAUGUGGAUCGACGCUGUCUGUAUCGACCAAAGCAACGUCGCUGAGCGAGGUCACCAGGUCGGACAGAUGGCUGGCAUCUACAGAGGCGCUGAACAGGUCAUCGUAUGGCUUGGCCCGCCCACACAUGCGACGAACCUCUUGCUGGGAUGCCUCAAAGAACUACACAAAAGCUGGGCCCGUCAGAAAAGCCGAAACAAUCUUGACCAGGCACAAGAGCAAUGGACAAAGAUACGGCAAAACUCGGGACUUGACCAGGCUGUCCUCAUCAAUCUACAACGGAGGGGACUUGUUUCACUCCUCGAGGAGACUUGGUUCACGAGGAUAUGGGUUCUACAGGAAGUUUCAAAUGCACGAGCAGCUUCGAUCUAUAGUGGCAGACGGUCCGUUCAGGCUUACAUGCUCAAUAUCGCUGCGAAGCUCGUCGGUGUCGUCCCCAACGCCGGAUGCCAAGCUGUUCUGGACCUUCUUCCGAACUCCUUUACUCAGAGAUCCCCAAGAAAGGACGUUCUCCUUACUUUAUUGCAAAAGUUUCAAAGCAGCAAGGCGAGCGACCCUCGGGACAUGGUAUACGCCCUAUUAGCAAUAGCGUCCGACGUAUCGCAGAACGACUCGGGAUCACUGCUAUCGCCAGACUACUUCAAAACUGAGGAGCAUCUGGUGCAAGACCUCAAGAUAUACCUGUUCCUUGAUGCGCGAUAUUGCAUCUUUAUUCCCGAGCGAACCAUGGAAUCCUUUCUCGAAGCGCUGCCUGGAUCAAUAGCGGCGAUACUCCAAAGCGUUGUGGUGACGGGGGUCACGAGCCACGUCCUCACGCUUCUUGAGAGGGGCCAAAAAUUCACCGUCAAUAAGGCCGAUAUUGACGCAAUGUGGAGAGAAGAAGGACUGGGAACUACAGAGGUUCUCUCUAAUCUAGCUCAAAUUGAGCAUCAAAACUUCCACUUCAGCCUAGAAGGCGUAGAGGCGUCGUUUCAGUUUUUCGAUCUUGCAACUGCGCAAAGUCUUGUGAGCCGUUAUGGAGAACGCAUACAGAUCAAUCAGCAUCUUGCCACAGCCUUGCUACGGCGAAGAGACGGCAGGGAUCAAAUCCUCAUGUUGCUGAUCGAGUGGGAUAAGCCUUCUAUUCCAUUAACGCAAAAUGGAUUGACCGCUUUAGUGAAGCUUAUCGAUCCGGCGUCGUUGCAAAUGCUUCUCAAGAAACAAACAAAAGUAUAUCAAAUAACGGACAAAGUUCUUGAAGAAGCUUCCCGCAAUCGAAAUGAGGGCAAGAUCAUCCCGAUACUCCUCGAUUCAGUCGGCGAUCGAACCGAGUUCGAAAUGAGUGGGUUGCUGUGGUUGCUGCGUUUUUUUGACAAGAAGAAAUUGAUGUUGCUGCUUGUUUCAAAUUUCAGUAAAAUCAGCAUUGCUGCUUUGGGGCUCCCUCCUGAUGAGAGUGUCCUCUGGUCUACUGAGUUGGUAUCCGGCUUAGGCUCACUUAGCAACUGGAAGAAGAUCGAAUACAUCAGAGAGAGCACGGAAUCUCAAGAGACAUUGGAUGUUGAGGCGAUCAGAAUGGAGGCGGAAUUCAUCAACGGUUUGUGUAUGAACGCAACUCUCGACCGGUUCAGUUUGUAUCCAAAUAUGCCAAGACACAUAUGA
Colletotrichum scovillei is the source of this 1981-nucleotide messenger RNA. Its product is annotated as HET domain-containing protein. The transcript has a single exon. The record is from RefSeq and is a predicted model, not a curated record. The coding region runs from base 77 to 1981 and encodes 634 amino acids. NCBI's taxonomy places the organism in Eukaryota, Fungi, Ascomycota, Sordariomycetes, Glomerellales, Glomerellaceae.